Messenger RNA from Morone saxatilis (striped sea-bass), 2016 nucleotides. RefSeq names its product terminal nucleotidyltransferase 5ba (gene tent5ba). Lineage: Eukaryota; Metazoa; Chordata; Actinopteri; Moronidae. Gene Ontology annotation, biological process: mRNA stabilization. Bases 286 to 1470 code for a protein of 394 amino acids. The record is from RefSeq and is a predicted model, not a curated record. The transcript is spliced from 2 exons. Gene Ontology annotation, molecular function: RNA binding; poly(A) RNA polymerase activity.
CGGUUCUUUGCAGACUGACGGGAUUUUAGCGGCGCACACCGGAGGAAACUGUCGAUCCUACUGUCACCGCCAAACCUCUGACUCAACUAACUUUUCUUACACUCUUCACCUCAACACUAAGACCCGGAUCCGCUCACAGCUGCUCACAUCUGCGGGAAUAUCUUACAUGUGUUGAAGAGAGAAGUCACAGAGCUCAGCUGAGAGGAAAGCCUUGAUUGCUAAUUUCGCUUUUUUGUUUUUGUUUUUGCUUUUUUGGGAAGGGGGGGACUGAACGGUAACAUCGUCAUGUCUUGCGGUGAUGCGUCGGAUCAGAGUCGGCGGUUCUGUGUGUUGUCUUGGGAUCAGGUGCAGCGCUUGGACUCCAUCCUGGGGGAGGCUGUCCCCAUCCACGGCCGAGGAAACUUCCCCACUCUGUCUGUGCAACCCCGCCAGAUUGUGCAGGUGGUGCGUGCGAGGCUGGAGGAAAGAGGCGUGUGUGUUAAGGACGUGAGGCUGAAUGGCUCGGCUGCCAGCCAUGUCCUCCACCAGGACACUGGACUGGGCUAUAAGGACCUGGACCUGAUCUUUGGUGUGUCACUGAAAGAUGAUCAGGCCUUCCGCCUGGUGAAGGACGUCGUGCUGGACUGCCUGUUUGACUUCUUGCCAGCCGGGGUCUCUAAGGAGCGCAUCUCGGCACUGACCCUCAAAGAGGCCUAUGUACAGAAACUAGUGAAAGUCUGUAAUGACACGGACCGCUGGAGCCUCAUCUCGCUGUCCAACAACACGGGCAAGAAUGUGGAGCUAAAAUUUGUGGACUCUUUACGGCGGCAGUUUGAAUUCAGCGUGGACUCCUUCCAGAUUUGCCUCGAUUCUCUUCUCUUAUUUGACCGCUGCUCAGAGACGCCCAUGUCUGAGAGCUUUCACCCCACUGUGAUCGGGGAGAGCGUGUACGGGGACUUCAAGGAGGCCAUUGACCACCUGUGUCAAAGGACCAUAGCUACCCGCAGCCCGGAAGAAAUCAGAGGAGGCGGCUUAUUGAAGUACUGCCACCUCCGGGUUCGAGGGUUCAGGCCCUCUUCGGAGGCAGACAUGAAGCAGAUGCAGCGCUACAUGUGCUCACGCUUCUUCAUUGACUUCUCUGACAUAGGAGAGCAGCAGAGGAAACUGGAGGCCUACCUGCAAAAUCACUUUGCUGGGAUGGAGCACAAACGGUACGAGUGCCUGAUGACUCUGCACCAAGUAGUGAACGAGAGCACCGUGUGUCUGAUGGGCCACGAGCGGCGCCAGACGCUCAGCCUCAUCUCCAUGCUGGCGCUGAAGGUGCUGGCUGAGCAGAACGCCAUCCCCACUGUAACAAAUGUCACGUGUUACUACCAGCCAGCUCCGUACGUGCAGGACAUCAACUUCAGUAAUUACUACAUUGCACACGUGCAGCCGCCGCAGGUUUCACCGUGCAGUAAUUCAUAUCAGACGUGGCUGCCCUGUAGCUGAAGUGGCUGUUAAGAGGGGCAGAGGUGGACGCGUCUCCAUCGCUCUGUAUCUUUCAAAGGAAGUGGACUGAAAAUACAAAAAAAAGAAACGUAUGUUUGCCAAAUGUGACUUGACUUAAACAAUCCUGUACUGCUGUACAUCUGAUUGAGCCGACAUGUUAAUUUUUCUCAUGUGUUUUGUCUUGCAAAACAUCUGUAAGAUUGCUGGUCAUUUCUGAGAUGUAGCGAUAAUAUCUUGUUUAAGUAUUAAAAAAAAAAAAAAGUCUAUAUGAAGCUUUAUAUAUGUCAAAAAUACAUUUUUGAAGAAACAAACUUUGAAGCUGGUGUUAUUUUCAUAAUUUUUGUAAUUUUUUUAAAAUUACAUACCGGACCAAAGAUGUAUUUGUUGUUCAGAAAGGGAAUGUUGUUAUGAUUCCAAGUGCCUAAAAUGAACCAUGAAAUGUUCUAAAAACAUCUGUAAAGUGAGAACUGUGCAUUCAGUGUCUUCUAGAUUACUCCGUCUCUCUUUUCAGGAACAGAAGCAUUCAUUUUUGUGAAAUUAAAAAAA